Megalops cyprinoides (Indo-Pacific tarpon) is the source of this 5901-nucleotide messenger RNA. RefSeq names its product myocyte enhancer factor 2d (gene mef2d). Gene Ontology annotation, molecular function: DNA-binding transcription factor activity, RNA polymerase II-specific; RNA polymerase II cis-regulatory region sequence-specific DNA binding; protein dimerization activity. The coding region runs from base 497 to 2083 and encodes 528 amino acids. Lineage: Eukaryota; Metazoa; Chordata; Actinopteri; Elopiformes; Megalopidae. Gene Ontology annotation, biological process: cell differentiation; positive regulation of transcription by RNA polymerase II. The transcript is spliced from 12 exons. The record is from RefSeq and is a predicted model, not a curated record.
CAAAUAAAUAAGAAGCAAUGUCAAUAAAAUUAGCUACCAUGUGUGGUUACGCCAACAGUUUACAGAAGUGCAUUGCCUGCAUUUGUUUUUAGAUGCUGACAUGUCAUAAAAUCUUGAAAAUCCUUGAGAACAUUUUCAUUGUAGGGAGUCAUAAAAGUCUCCCUGAAAACUUCCAUUCUCCCUGAAAAGUCUUGGAAAUCUGCCCCAGAACAAAGUAAUAUACACCCAGCACCUGCAGUCCAGUGGGGGAGAGGAUCCCGAGGCUUGAGACGAUUGGAUGACUGGCCCCCUGACAGGACCAUGAACUGAAGGCCCUUCUGCUAGGCCCUACUUUAUUUUUGCCUUUUUUUCUGUGGGGUAAGAGCUUGGAGCCCGGCUGCUGCAGAGAACCAGACCAGCGCUUGGUUGCCGACGCCAUACCCCCUUCCCUCCAGACAACCACGCGCAGCUUUGACCUGUCGACGCCCUCCGCCUCUCCUACCGCUACACCGGAACCAUGGGGAGGAAAAAGAUUCAGAUACAGAGAAUCACAGACGAGCGUAACAGACAGGUGACGUUCACCAAGAGGAAGUUCGGCCUGAUGAAGAAGGCCUACGAGCUGAGCGUGCUGUGCGACUGCGAGAUCGCCCUCAUCAUCUUCAACCACUCCAACAAGCUCUUCCAGUACGCCAGCACCGACAUGGACAAGGUGCUGCUCAAAUACACCGAGUACAACGAGCCGCACGAGAGCCGGACCAACGCCGACAUCAUCGAGACAUUGCGAAAGAAAGGCUUUAACGGUUGCAACAGUCCAGAGCCGGACGGAGAAGACUCUAUUGACCAAAGUCCCCUGAGCGAUGACAAGUACCGCAAGACCAACGAGGACCUGGACAUUCUCUUCAAACGAUACGGAUCUGCAGUCCCGCCCCCUACUUUCUCCAUGCCUGUCACAGUCCCCGUGUCCAAUCAGAAUGCACUACAGUUCAGCAACCCCAGCAGUGCCCUGGUGACCACUUCCUUCGUGACAUCAUCACUCACAGAUCCCCGCCUCCUGUCGCCACAGCAACCAACCCUCCAGAGGAACACAGUGUCUCCAGGGUUACCGCAGCGACCAGCCAGUGCAGGUGCACUUUUAGGAGGUGACCUCAACAACUCAAACGGAGCGUGUCCAAGUCCAGUUGCAAACGGGUACAUCAGUGCCAGGGCCUCUCCAGGCCUCCUCUCUGUCUCCAACGGCAACAGCUUGGCAAAAGUAGUUCCAGCUAAGUCUCCACCUCCGCCCAGCCCUCAGAUGGUGAACAGCCGCAAGCCGGACCUCCGGGUCAUCACGUCACAGAGCGGCAAGGGCCUGAUGCAGCUGACCGACGAGGAGCUGGAGUUGGUGAGUGAGAAUUCUCAGCGGUUAGGUGCUUCUCAAGUGACACAGCCACUCACCACACCGGUGGUCUCUGUGGCGACACCCAGCCUUCUGACACAGGGGCUGCCCUUCUCUGCUAUGCCAACAGCCUACAACACAGACUAUCAGCUGACAAGUGCAGAUCUCACAGCACUCCAGGCUUUCACGUCGCCGACUAGCCUGUCGCUAGGAAACGUAUCCACUUGGCAACAGCAGCAGCAGCCGUCUGUAUCCCAGCAACAACCGCAACAGCAACAGCAGCUCAGCUUGGCAUCGCUCGGCAACUUAGUUAUGUGGAGCGGUGACGUGUCUACCUGCACCUCCACUUCCGCUGCAAACCGGAGGCCUGUGGGUCACAUACCUCAGGGCGCCACACUGACAGUGAACACCAACCCCAACGUGAGCAUCAAGUCUGAGCCGGUCUCGCCCAGCCGGGAGCGCAGCACGCCCUGCUCAGUGUCGGGCAGCGUUCUGACGGCCGUCCCCCAGUACCCAGGGGCCCUGCGCCUGGAGCCCACCGGCCGCUCCCCCGUUGACAGCCUGAGUAGCAACGGCAGCUCCUACGAGGGCAGCGACCGUGACGACGGCGCCCAGCCCCGCCAGCCGCCCGACUUCGGCUCCGCCCCGGGGCUCCUGAGGCCCUCUGGGGAGGCGGAGCAGGAGGGCGCCAACGUCAAGCGCAUGAGACUGGACGCCUGGGUCACAUAGGCAUGCAGGAAGUGGUGAAGCGAUGAUAACUCCCCGCCUCCUCCUCACCACCACCACCACCACCACCUCCCUCUCACUACCACACACACUCACACGUAUGCACUCACACACGCACUCUCACGGGCUGAGCCACCAAACCAGGGAUUAACUGUUAAUAUAGGGAGUGGGGUAGAAUUAUGAAGGGGGGGGGGCAUUUUGAAACAGAGGUAGUUGUUUUUUUUUUUAAAUUUACAUUCGUGUUUCAUUCAUUUGUGUGUAGGAGAUGGGAGCUGUGUUUAAUGCUGGGUCAAAAGAGGAAGUAAUGAUGUAGGUGAGAGGGUGUUUUCCCUCACAAAAGAACAGUGGCUGUUAGCUCUUUGCAUACACCGGGUUUGCAGUUGUAUCUGUACUAUGAAAUUCAUCCAUUCAUUGUUUUGGCGUAAUGCAGGCUGUUUUUCACACUUGAGUGCAAGACGUGUUGCAAUUUUUCCUCGCAAUCAUCCUCUUGGGUAAUUAUAUCCUCUCAUCUGCUGUUGCCCAUUGCCCAGUGUCUGCUUACAGACAUACAGCUCGGACCAGAGGGUCAGGCAUGUUGUUAAACUGAAGCAGUAUCCUUUGGUAAAGCUGUGGUCAGGCUCCACGGGCUCUGCUGAUCAUUUUUUCUUGUAGCCUGAAAAUGACUCCAUUCACCUCAGAAUCAGAAUAAUGAUCCACAGCUUUGCUGUGAGCACUGCACACGUGUCAAGUUAAGAAGACUUGCUGUUUAAGACAAAUUUCCUCAGAGGGCGUUGUCAGAGAGCCCAAAUCUUCGAGAGGCUGCCCCUGUGUUGUGAGCCUGGACUGCACUCCUGUACACUGACACCCACGGUAGGUUGAAAAGGGAUACUGAAUCAGUGGUGGGCUAAUGCAUCUCACCUUUCCAGAUGCCCCACUCCGAUCCCCACCCUCAGCCACCACAGCCAUCAUUUAAUGCAUAAUGACCUUAUUGGGGGUAGUUAUCAAAUGACACAGCUCUUUCAUAAGGUUAUUUUUAUUUGAAGUAAUCCUGUUGGUUCCAAGCUUGUUGAAAUUCAACCAAACCAUGUGUGGCAAGGGGCAAACUCUUCUCCUUUCCUGUAACAAAAGCAGAAACUGAAAAUGGCUGGAUAUAUUUCAUAAUCAUCCGUUUACAUACAGAGUUCAGUUGCAGUUUGUACGUGAGGUGCGGUCUUAUUUGCGUAUCUUUUACUGACUUUCGCCUCUGGCUGCUUAAUUCAGGGGAUAUUGGUCAAUUCAAUCAAGAAGUAUUCUUGCAGUUUUUUUUAAAGAGACAUAACAAAAAGCUUGAAUUUUAGAGGGUUCAGAGUGAUGAAUUGUAAAAGAAAAAAAAUGAUGAACCGUGUGUAUAUAGACACAAAUGUUUUUUGAUGUUCCUUUACAGCCAGCUUUGGUGCUUGUAUAGCAGAAAGAGGUUGUUUGAAGACUAAAGGUGGCAUAUGUUUUUAAAUGGCUUUAGAUGGCAGUAAAACUACAUGUUUUUAAAAAGGAAACCGCAUAUAAUGUGGAAGUAAUGAUAGACAAUAGGGAUUGUAUAUAUAAAUAUAUAUUCACAUAUAUUUUGCAGGAUAUCCCUAAAACAAAUGUGUUGAUUCUCAGUGGAUCUGUCUAUAUAUUUAUGUAUAUGUAAAUGUAAUAUGUUGCAAGCUAGAAUGCUGGGGGGCAAUGAGGAAGGUAGCAGGGAAAUUGACUUUUCAAGUUAUUUGUGACUAUUAAUUAGAUGGGCCGCACUUUAAUUCCAGACCCAGCCCCCUUCUCAUCUUGGCAUGUUGCAUCUCUGAAUAUCCUUUAAUAUCACUUACCUGCACACACCUGCACAAAUCUGCUGGUGGUGUAUGAGGCCGUCACUUCCUUUUAUUUACAGCAGGGGGAUUCGUGAGUCACCUUUUCUGUCAUCCAGGCACAUUUCUGUAAUGCAGUUUUGCUUCCUAAAUCUCUGAAAGCAUAUUCCCCAUGUAGUGGCCCUUUCCCGGGUCACAGUGUUCCCAGAAUGCUGAAUUUGAGGGAGGGAAGUGGGCCAAGGACCAUGAACCCCGUCAUUGCACCGCAUUAGUGUUCUGCUGCUUCUCUGCCCACAGAAUACUUUCAACAAACCAAAUGUGGGCUCCGUAAAAAGACCCUUCAUAUUGCAAACAGCAUGUACUGUUCAGCAGAGAAUAUGCUUUCACACAUGAAAGCUCAUAUUUGCACUUCUGACACUAGGUAGCAGAGUACGUGUAAUAAUUUCUUUAAAAUAAAAUAAAAAAAAAAAACAACUAUUCACGUGACAACUUUCUGACAAGUAUUGCAGUUUUGCAUUGCUGUAAAAUAAUGUCUAACUUUCUUUUUAGUUGCCACAUAUGUGUUGAAUGUUUUAUAGUACAAUUAUGUAUCUCUGAGUAAAAACAGGAUUAAAUAUUUUUAUGAAGGUGUGGCAGACUACAACAACUACUACAGAUCCUUAGUCCAUCUUGACCCCUGCUAAAGAGUGGCAAAGGAUCCUUCAUUGGGUCACUUUGAAUUUAAGGUAAUGACAGAUAUCCUGUGUCCCCAGUUUCUCAGUGUUUCACUUUGUAACAGAAUAAUUUGGAAUCUGGUCCAGAGCACGUACCCACACCCCAUUCCCUUCCUAUGUCAUUCAAUGUGGCAAAACCCCAAAUUCUACACCUAGGAAAAUCUAGAUAAAGAAUCCCUCUCUGGUUUGGUACAGAUGGCUCUUCUCAGAGUAAAUUGUCCUGGAUGUCAUUUUAUCAAAGACUUAAUAUUUCUAUGUGUAAAGUGUUUUAUAUUUAAAAUACCUGGUUGCUUUGUUUUCUUAGAAACUUGAAUUUCCCAGAGGCUGGAAACACACUCACCUUUAGUUCUCUUUCUCCUUUUUCCUGUUUUGUCUCUCAGCAGUUAGGAUGGUCUAAAAGCCUCAGACAGCUUCCUUGUAUUUAUUCAUAUACAAAUAUCCCAGAAGUCCCUGCUUCCCCCUUUUUUUUGCUAUCCUGCCCUUCAGCAUUUUCCUCUGGUCUGUCAUUCACUAGGUAAAGGAAGUCAUAGGCCGCUGCUGUAGACCAAACACGACAGUUCGCUUUGCUUUGGUCCAAUUUCUGCAAACAAAGAUACCUGUGGCACCCUUUCUGUGGCUGUCUCACUGUCCUUUGAUUUUCUCGUCGUAUUUCUUGGGCUUUGCCAGGCAAUGGAAAAGCUCUUGAGGAGGCUACUGAAAGGGAGACUGUUUGAAACGGGGUAAUUUACCUGUCUGUAUCAGGAAGGUGGUUUGUGUAGCAUUUAUUUUAUUGGCACGAUGGGAUCACUUGAAUCACUUGCAUCAGAGGUACAAAGUCAUGGUUUCUGGACAGCCCAUGGUAGCAAGGUCUGCGGCCAUUUCCAAUGGCAACGGUGCUGUGAGGCAUUGCUUGCUAUACAGACAGCAGCUGGAGUUUGAUAGGAGGAUAAGGAGCCAAUGGGAUGGCUUGGGUCAUCAGCACAUUGGUGCACCUUACGUCAGAGAGGUAGAUGAAUCCUGAGCUGUGAACAGGUACAUCUGUAUACAGUUCAUAACUUUGUCAUAUCUGAUCUCAGAAACAAGGUGAGGUAUCUCUGGCUGUGCACCAAUCUGUGAAACCAUGCUGUCUGUUUUUGGCACCUCUGUAUUUGGUGAGCCUUUGCUGUACAAACUCUGUUAUAGCUCACAGUCAGCACAAUGCCGUGAGUCAGUAUAAUCAAAGGAAAGACAAUCUCACAGAAAGGAAUAAACCUGCACCCCUGAUUUCCAUUGAAGUUUUUAGAAUCUCACUUUUUCUGGUGUUAAUCUGUGCUGGUGACAGUUUUAUUGU